AUGGCAUCUCAACAGUCACCUUCAGCGGUGAUUAUGGUUCGUCCAGGAGUCUUCUUUUCCAAUCCGGAGACCGCGACCGACAAUGUCUUCCAGACUGCGGUCGGUAUGGACCCCAAAGAGUGUCUUCCCAAGGCCCAGGCGGAAUUCGACAACUACGUCAAGAUUCUACGGGAUGCUGUGAAGUUAAGUCCACUGCCUGCUAUCUAG
Messenger RNA from Perkinsus marinus ATCC 50983, 207 nucleotides. RefSeq lists its product as hypothetical. The record is from RefSeq and is a predicted model, not a curated record. Lineage: Eukaryota; Perkinsozoa; Perkinsida; Perkinsidae. The transcript has a single exon. The coding region runs from base 1 to 207 and encodes 68 amino acids.